This is a messenger RNA of Lycium ferocissimum, 1380 nucleotides long. RefSeq lists its product as uncharacterized. Bases 781 to 1302 code for a protein of 173 amino acids. The transcript is spliced from 2 exons. Lineage: Eukaryota; Viridiplantae; Streptophyta; Magnoliopsida; Solanales; Solanaceae. The record is from RefSeq and is a predicted model, not a curated record.
CUAGUGUUCAUAAAGAUCUGCUUUUUUUCAAAACCUUUGUUGUUUUGCCUGUUUUUUUGUGGAAAUGUGUAUUAUUUAUACUUAUUUUUCUUGUUUCGAUUUCUUUUUUUUUCUUUUCUAUUUUUGCUUUUUGAAAUUAUAUAUGGUCUAUUAAUAGACUUUUGGUCGAUUAUUGUUAUAUCGUGGUUGAUCAACGUCUCUAUUGUUUGUAUAUAGAUCGUAUAAAUGCCUAGGUGUAGAGGUAGAGGAGGAAAAAUACUCCCACGUUCUUGUGCUAUGGUUGAAACUCGUUCUAAUGCGAAUCGUAAGGAUAAAAAUAGAAGAGGUGAAGAGCUUAGAGGAGAUAGAAAAAGAAAAAGAAGUGCAGAAGCUGAGAGUGCGUUCCACUCAGACCCCAUUGAUGAGUGUAGUGUUGAUGGAGAUAGAGCUGAUAGUAGAGUUGAGAGUGUAUCUGAGGAUGGUUCAAAACACACUAGUGCUACUGAAGAUGUUGAUUAUUUGUCCUUGCCAUAUUGUGCAAAGACAAUUAACGUUGAAAAGUAUGGCUUGAUCAAUUAGCUAGAUGAUUAUGAAUCUUUUGCAGCAAAAGUUUCUAUUAGGAGCAUGCUGUCGUUGUUAGUUGAAUUUAACAAUGUGUUGAGAGAUCAAAAACUAAGGAAAAAAUGGAAGCGUUCCUAUUUUGGUCACUUUAGAAAGCUGUCAAAAUUCUUUAUCAAUUUCAACGGAUGGAUGAUCCACUAUAUGCUUCUUCGUCACGUGGUCUAGAAAAAGAAGCGUGAAAUGUGGUUCCUCGUGAACGACAAGCCUGCGUGUUUUGGCUUGAAGGAGUUUGCGUUGAUCACCGGUUUAAAUUGUGGAUCCUAUCCCUCCCAAUCUAGAGAGGACAGGACAAUUAAGAAAGGGGCAGAAUUCUACACAAAGGUUACUCGAAAGAAGAAGAUUACAUCAGACAAGCUAUUGUCGGUGAUAAGAGGGCCUAGAUUAAAUAAAGAAGAAAAGCUGAAAUGUUGUCUUGUGUGGUUUCUCCAUACAAUUUUGAUGGCCAAAGAUGUGUCCAGGGGUGUGGACGCUGAUUGGUUUAAAAUGGCUGACGAUUUGGAAUUCUUCCAGAGCUAUCCUUGGGGAAAGGAAUCCUUUGAACUCACCUUGGAAUACUUGAUGGACAAGGUAGACGUUCCCAGGCACCACCAAACCCACCUUGAUAAGAAGACGCCAUCAUAUGCUCUCUACGGCCUCCCCUGGGCAUUAAUGGUCUGGACUUAUGAAGCUUUCCCCGCACUUGGACUGCAUGCUAGCAAAUAAGAUGAGGUUCCUCUGCCUAUUUCUAGGAUUCUUAGGUGGCACACCACAAAAAUGGAGCGAUUUACUGAAGGUGAUCCA